AUGUUAGGACUAACCACUUUUGUGCUUCAGACUGAAAGUAGCUUCAGUGAAGAGGAGGAGGAGAAACUUCAAAUAGCUUUUUCGCUGGAAAAGCAGGAUCUUCAUCUAGUUCUUGAAACUGUAUCAUUCAUUUUAGAACAGGCAGUCUAUCAUAAUUUGAAGCCUGCUUCAUUGCAACAACAGCUGCAAAGCAUUCACCUGGAUCAAGACAAAGCUGAAGCAUUUGCCAGUGCAUGGGCAGCUGCAGGUCAAGAUACAAUUGAAAAGUUCAGGCAGAGGGUUUUGGCCCCUCAGAAGCUUGAAACAAUUGGAUGGCAGCUUAAUCUUCAAAUGGCAGAGUCCAUGCAAGCGAAGCUGAAGUCUCCUCGAGCUGUGCUAGAGCUGGGAGUGAGCAAUGAAGAUUCAAAGGUAAGAAAUACAUAGAUUGGAGUCUCUACCUCUGUGGUGUCUGUCAGAAUGUUUAUCUAUGAAAAAGUCAGUAUAAAAGAUUUGAGGGGAAAAAUCAGAACUCAGUUCUGCUUCAGUAUUGCAUUUAAAU
Messenger RNA from Phaethon lepturus (White-tailed tropicbird), 538 nucleotides. RefSeq names its product COMM domain containing 10 (gene COMMD10). The transcript is spliced from 4 exons. NCBI's taxonomy places the organism in Eukaryota, Metazoa, Chordata, Aves, Phaethontiformes, Phaethontidae. The coding region runs from base 1 to 423 and encodes 140 amino acids. The record is from RefSeq and is a predicted model, not a curated record.